AUGUCUGGUGAUAGGUUUUUUUGGUUGUUGAAGGAGAAUUUCACGGUGGCUUCAGUUGCAGGGCUGCUGCGUGUUAAUUCAGUUCAUGAGCAGGCCUCUAUUUCUUUUUUGACGCAGCAGAUUUGGAAAGAGAUUCUCCCCCCUCGCAUUCAGUUUUUCUUUUGGUUACUUGCUCGAGAUCGUAUUUCUUAUAAUAUGACUUUGGUGAGAAGAGGUAUUCUUGAUUCUGAACAUUCUUUUUGUACUUUUUGCCUCGACGAAGAAUCUAGUUUACACAUUGUUCUACACUGCAAUUUUGCUUGGAGUUUUUGGUCUCUUAUUCUAGCGAAUUGCUCGGUGAUUUGGGUUACUCCUUAUUCUCUAAAGGAUUUGUUUGUGCAUUGGACCUCUCUUUCUUCUGGUAGGCAUUGUAAUCUCUGGAAACUUAUAUGGUUUUUCGGAGUUUGGCAUCUAUGGAAGAAUCAGAAUAAUCGUGUUUUCAAUGACGUGUCAGCUACUGUUCAUAGUUUGGUUUUUCUCAGUAUUUGGAAAGCGGUUGAUUUCUACCGGGCAAGGAACCAAAUCUUUGCUCACUCGGGAAACGACGUUUUUCGAUGUAUUGAUUUUUUCUGUAAUAAUCUCUAG
Messenger RNA from Mercurialis annua (annual mercury), 624 nucleotides. RefSeq lists its product as uncharacterized. The record is from RefSeq and is a predicted model, not a curated record. Bases 1 to 624 code for a protein of 207 amino acids. Lineage: Eukaryota; Viridiplantae; Streptophyta; Magnoliopsida; Malpighiales; Euphorbiaceae. The transcript has a single exon.